AUAUUUUAAGAAAACCAAACCCAUUUGUACAAUGGGCCGUUAUGGGCUCUUCAGAAAUCACGCAAUCCGCUACCGGCUACACACACUGACACACAAACCCACCGUGCUGCUAUAUAAACAUCGAAUCUAGUUCCAAUUGGAACACCAAAAACCCUUCAUCAGUCUUCGUUGCGGCGUGUCUGAUCUCGGGAGCAACUACAAGGAAAACUAUGUCUCAUCGCAAGUUCGAGCAUCCAAGACAUGGCUCUUUGGGAUUUCUUCCUAGGAAGAGAGCAUCACGCCACAGAGGAAAAGUGAAGGCAUUCCCCAGAGAUGAUCCUACAAAGCCAUGUAGGUUAACAGCUUUUGUUGGCUAUAAAGCUGGUAUGACUCACAUUGUGAGAGAGGUUGAAAAACCUGGAUCUAAGCUGCACAAGAAGGAGACAUGUGAAGCCGUGACUAUAAUUGAAACCCCGCCAAUGGUUGUGGUUGGGGUGGUAGGCUAUGUCAUAACUCCUCGUGGUCUUCGCUGUCUGAAUACAGUCUGGGCUCAACAUCUUAGUGAGGAGGUGAGAAGGAGAUUCUAUAAGAACUGGUUCAAGUCAAAGAAGAAGGCUUUCACCAAGUACUCAAAAACACUUGAAACUGAAGAUGGCAAAAGGGUCAUGCAGUCUGAGUUAGAGAAGAUGAAGAAGUACUGCUCUGUUGUUAGGGUGUUGGCUCAUACCCAGAUAAGAAAGAUGACAGGUCUUAAGCAAAAGAAGGCACAUUUGAUGGAGAUCCAAGUUAAUGGUGGGACAGUAGCUCAGAAGGUUGACUAUGCAUAUGGUUUCUUUGAAAAGCAGAUUCCAGUGGACUCUGUUUUCCAAAAAGAUGAGAUGAUUGACCUUAUUGGUGUGACCAAAGGUAAAGGAUUUGAGGGUGUUGUCACUCGUUGGGGUGUAACUCGUCUUCCCCGUAAGACCCAUCGUGGGCUCCGUAAGGUUGCUUGUAUUGGUGCAUGGCAUCCUGCUAGGGUUUCAUACACUGUUGCCCGAGCUGGUCAGAACGGUUACCAUCACCGCACAGAGCUUAACAAGAAAAUUUAUAAGUUGGGGAAGUCUGGCCAGGAGUCUCAUUCUGCCAUGACCGACUAUGACAGGACUGAGAAGGAUAUAACCCCAAUGGGAGGGUUCCCACACUAUGGAAUUGUGAAAGAAGAUUACCUCAUGAUAAAGGGUUGUUGUGCCGGGACGAAGAAGAGGGUUGUCACCCUGAGGCAGUCAUUGCUGACCCAAACCUCACGGGUCGCAACAGAGGAAAUCAAGCUCAAGUUCAUUGACACGUCAUCCAAAUUCGGGCAUGGUCGCUUCCAGACUACGCAGGAGAAGGCCAAGUUCUAUGGUGGAGUUAAAGCUUAAAUUCUUGAAAGCCAGUUGCAAUGAGAUUUUUCUGCAUUUUUGUUUUCUUUUUUUAUGUGGAAACUUUGUUUUUUUCAUUUAUCCUGCGGAUGAUUAGUUUAUUUAUGUUUCGUUUAUGGCUUGCUCUUUCCACCAAAUUGGACCAUGUGUUUAAAAAAGAAAUUUUGCUAUGUUUU
Messenger RNA from Cuscuta campestris, 1555 nucleotides. The record is from the annotation of a GenBank genome assembly. Lineage: Eukaryota; Viridiplantae; Streptophyta; Magnoliopsida; Solanales; Convolvulaceae.